Molecule: messenger RNA, 610 nt
Organism: Dimorphilus gyrociliatus
Lineage: Eukaryota; Metazoa; Annelida; Polychaeta; Dinophilidae
Source: the annotation of a GenBank genome assembly
UAAAUUGUUUACGUCACAUGCUAAUGAGAAUACUAAAGCAAGGCGAAUCGAAAUUCUAUAAAAAAUGCAAUCUUUUCGGCAGCAAUUAGCUGAUAGCGGGUCUAAGGCUGAAACAAAUCCUGAGGCAACUUGGUGGUGUAAAUUAUUAGCUAGAGGAGUAUCAAUAGUAGCAGCAUUUAUCGCAUUCAUUCUUGGUAUUGGUGGGAUGAUUGGUGUACCUGGAAUAUGUACUGGAGCCGGUUUGCUACAAAUUUUAGCGGCAGCAAUAGUACUCAUGAUAGAGGCUCCCUGUUGUUUUCACUAUCUUGAAAUUACGAAACCCUUGGUUGGGUUCGCCGAAAGAAGAUCUUUCUUACAAAGGGGUAUUGCUUACGGAAUACUUUCAAUUCCACCUUUGGCUAUGUGCUUCUCAUUUCCUUGGACAGUUUGUGGUUCUGGUCUGAUCUUCGCUGGUGGGGUGCUAUAUGGUUUAAUGGGAUUGGGUAGAAAGGCUGAUAGAGAUGAAAUGAAAAUGAAAGCUACUGGUCAAGGCAUUGGUAAUGAAUUUGAAAAUUCGAAGGAUGCUUUAGUUACUCAUGAUCGGUCAGGAGCCGAAUAUGGUCAACCAUAA